Molecule: messenger RNA, 3063 nt
Organism: Osmerus eperlanus (European smelt)
Lineage: Eukaryota; Metazoa; Chordata; Actinopteri; Osmeriformes; Osmeridae
Product: low density lipoprotein receptor adapter protein 1
Exons: 3
Coding region: 359-1207 (282 amino acids)
Source: RefSeq, a predicted model, not a curated record
CAGUCAUUUAAGUUCAGGCGCUGAGUAUCUCACACGAGGACGAUAGAAGAACACGAAUUUUCGUUCAUAACUGUCAAAUAAGUUGAACCUCUCCAUUCAAGUUCAAUCUCGAUUCAGGAUAGAACAGAGAACGUGCAAGAAGCGUAUGAUUGAAAAGAUCCAUUUGAAUUUAACCAGAUCUUGACACGUAUCCACGGUUUUGCUGCCACGGGUAAAAGUUAAAAUGUCUAGAUGGUAUUGUAUCAAAUACUUUAUUUAACAACAAGAUUUGAAAACGUGUCGUCUUCACGCCGAGAGGGAUACAGUUAGUCUACAUUGAAAGACCCUUUAUUUAAUUUGAAGAAGAGACAUCGUUUGCAUGAAACUGUUGCAAGAUCAGAGCAGUGAAUGCAGCUACACCUCACUGGAAGUGUGGAGAAGUGUGAAACAGACUGAAGAGCGCUUCAUCUGUGUCCAUACUCCACCGCUAGCCAGCCCUCAUUUAACCCUUGACCUCAAACCCACCCUGAAGCCAACCAUCAUGUCUCUGAGUACGUUCCACCUGAUGCAAACCCUCAAGAACUCCCCGGCGGCCCUGCGACGUCACUUCCAGCGGGACCGCACAGAGUCUUUGUCCCACGGCGACCCGCUGUUCAAGGUCCACUACCUGGGCACGGAAAAAAUCUUCUCCCUGGACCGUGACCAGGCCCAGGACGUUAUAAGCCGCCUGUUAGAAGGGGCUGCCAACGGAAAGAAACUGAGCAAAGAUCACGCCCUCGUGGUACGCCCGCGAUAUGUGGAGGUCAAGGAACUGAGCACGGGCCGACAGCUCACCAAAACCUACCUGCAGGACAUUGCCUACUGUGCGGCUGAUACCAACCGCCCCAACGUCUUUCUCUACAUCUGUAAGCAGCGCGGGCAGCAGCUGCAGUGCAGGGUGUUCUGGUGUAGCCGGGCGGAGCGGGCCCGGGACAUGACGGCCUGCCUGGCGCAGUCUUUCCAACAGGCGCUGAGCGCCUGGCAGCAGGACGACACGGCCACGCUCGCCCAUGGAGAGGGGAAGUCGAAAGGGGGAGAGGAGAUGACGUCGAGCCCCAGCAUCCCCAGGAGCUGUAGCACGCUACCCGCCAGUCUAGGAAAAGUGCGCUGGAAGAAGAGGGGCUCCUUGUCUCACAGUCCCCUCAGGGCCAUCACAAGGAGGGGGUCCACUUCUGAAAGCUGGAACUGAGACCCAGACCAUCAAGCAUGGACCUUUUACUGACGACGCCCCACUAGGGGUGACCGCACGGAGGGAGGGACUGGAUGAGAGAAUGGACGAAAAGAAACUGUCCACCGGGCUAGAGGAUGACCAUUUCCAGACUAGUCGUUUCCUUCAUCAGCGGGUCUAACUUUGGCUGUUUGUAUGUGUAUUUCAAGAACAGUGCUGACUCGAGAAGCUGAACUCCUACUUUUGUUUGCUGCUGACGUGGGAAAAGUUGCUUACAAGGCGUUUGGGAUAGGCAUUCCACACCUGAUGAGAGCUGAUUCCUCACAUCGUGUUGGAAGAACGCGACAAGCUCCUUCCAUAGCCAUCUGUCUCAUCAAAACAUUGUCCUGACAUUUAAGCUAGUUUGGUCUUCUGACAAAAGGACUUUUGGGACUUAAAAUCCAACAAAAAAUGCAUUGCAGGCCACAUGGAUUGCUAAAACGGGUUACUGCAAAGCUGUUCUUCUUAUUAAGAUUAUUUAUUUAUUUUACAGAGGUAUCUGUGUCAUGAUGUUUUUACCCUCUGGUCCAAACCUCCCGUCUUUGUCUAAAUAUGCUUGUUUUUAGCUAGAAGGUAGAGGAGUUCUGGAAAAUGCCGUGAAUUGUGGGCCAUGUUUGCCUUGGAAGAGGGAGGUAAAUAAGCUUGUGAGUAGAUGAGGGGGGGAUUGAAAGUUUACUUCUGAUCCUAGUAACAAGAUGGGAAGAAUGGGAUUUGUCACCACACAGACUGUAGUGCCAUUGUCAUGUUUUUCAAUGCACUAUAAGGCAGUAAGUCUAUUAAUUCAAAUGUAUUUUUAUUUAUUUUUUUAAUUGUUUUUUUGCUGGCUCCUAUCGUUUAGGCCGUCAAACAGUUGUCACAUUGUUCAAGAUUAAUUUUCCCUCGUUCUAAAGGUUUACUAGAGGUCUUUGGCUUCCAUAACUUGUUGGACAGGCCUAGCAACUUUUGUGUUUGAACAAGAACCCACUAAACAAACAGUAUCAGAAGCAUCCUGCUAUAGCAGGUUUGUCAGUGAUCACUACUGCGAUGAUCAUUUGCAUUUACGUGGAUAAAUCACGUGGAUGAUUAGAAAGUGCCUUGCUGCUGCUACUCUGUAAUGCCUGUACCACAGGGAACCAGGAACAGCGUGUUCCAGUUUGCAAUGUUGGGCUGUGCACCUGCAUUCCGGAGGCGUUCAAGUUCUAGAGCCCACCUUAUAGUCCCUCCACCACCACUGUUUCGUAGCGUUCACAUGUUAGUGUGGCCCCCAAGCCCGAAUACCUCUCCGCCUGCAUAGUCGCACACAGACACACUGUCUCUCCUUACACAAUUUUCUCAUGCCAUGCAAGUGCAUUCCACAAUGUAGCGACCUCUCUAUUCAGACAACCGUUAAGGUCAGGUUACAAAAGUAGAAAAGGUUUUUGUGGACUUUUAAGUCCACCCAGCUCCACUAUUGCAUAAGAGUCAUGAUUGCACAUGCUAUAUACUUUAUGGUUUGCAACGAGAGACGUAAAGGAGAGGGUUGUGUUCUGGCUGUUCCUUAGUCUACCACCCCACACCAAACCUUAACACCAACUACUACACUUGUGACAAGGCAAGGCUAGUGGGAGAUACCUGCAUGUUUUACAGUUACAGUGCCUCCAUUUUAAUUUAAUUUAUGACUGACUGGUUUUGUCAUGGAAUUCAUGUUUUUAAUCAUUUCUUUUCAUUUGUGUGUGUCCAAAAUGUAUCUUAAACUACAAAAAGGCACCCUCAUUUUAAGGGAGCCCAAGUGCCUGCUUUAAGUUUUUUUUUUUAUUAUUUGUCCUUGUGUAUAUAUUUAAUAUAUGUAUUUUAUGGAAUAAUAAACUUUUAUACAACUA